UGGUGUUCGUGUGUGACAGUUUUUUUUUAUUCAAUUGUUUGGUGUUGUUUUGGAAUCGCGCUGCGUGAAUCGUGUUUUCGAUAACUACGCCUUCUCCGAAUCUCUACCUUUAUCAGAACACAAACGAUUAACAUGGCUUCGUUGGCAGCAGCUCAGGUGCAGGAAGUGCGGUCGAUAACUCGAAUAGAGAGGAUCGGCGCUCACUCCCACAUCCGAGGCCUCGGUCUCGAUGACUCCCUGGAGCCUCGAGCCGUGUCUCAGGGCAUGGUGGGUCAGAAGAUGGCGCGGAAGGCAGCUGGGGUCGUCCUACAGAUGAUUCGAGAAGGUAAAAUAGCGGGCAGAGCGGUGCUGCUGGCCGGUCAGCCCGGCACCGGCAAGACUGCCAUAGCCAUGGGGCUGGCGCAGGCGCUCGGCCCCGACACACCAUUCACUAGCAUGGCAGGUUCCGAGAUAUAUUCCUUGGAGAUGAGCAAGACAGAGGCACUCACCCAGGCUAUAAGAAAGUCUAUUGGUAUCAGAAUUAAAGAGGAGUCAGAGAUCAUCGAGGGUGAAGUAGUGGAAGUGGUGGUGGAGCGCGCGGCGGGCGGCGGCGCGCGCGUGGGCCGCCUCACGCUGAAGACAACCGACAUGGAGACUAACUAUGACAUGGGAGCCAAGAUGAUCGACCAGCUGUUGAAGGAGAAGGUGCAAGCCGGCGACGUGAUCACCAUAGACAAGGCGACGGGCAAGAUCAACAAGCUGGGCCGGAGCUUCGCGCGCGCCCGCGACUAUGACGCCACCGGCCAGCAAGCCCGUUUCGUGCAGUGCCCUGAAGGCGAGCUGCAGAAGCGUAAAGAAGUGGUCCACACGGUGACGCUACACGAGGUUGACGUCAUCAACUCACGCACUCACGGGUUCCUGGCACUCUUCUCAGGCGACACCGGGGAGAUAAAGUCGGAGAUCCGUGAGCAGAUCAACGGCAAAGUGGCCGAGUGGCGCGAGGAGGGCAAAGCGGAGAUGAUACCUGGAGUGUUGUUCAUAGACGAGGCCCACAUGUUGGACAUAGAGUGCUUCUCGUUCCUAAACCGUGCGCUGGAGUCGGAGACGGCGCCGGUCGUCAUGAUGGCCACCAACAGGGGCAUCACCCGGAUACGCGGGACCAACUACAAGUCGCCGCACGGUAUCCCCCUGGACCUGCUGGACCGCAUGAUCAUCGUGCCCACCUCGCCGUACAGCCAGCGCGACCUCAACCAGAUCCUCAGCAUCAGAUGCGAAGAGGAAGACUGUCAAAUGUCGGCCGACGCGCUGACAGUGCUCACUCGGGUGGCGACAGAGACCUCCCUGCGGUACGCCAUACAACUCAUCACCACCGCGUCCCUGGUGGCUAGGAGGAGAAAGGCUACUGAAGUGAGCAUGGAGGACGUGAAGAAGGUGUACUCCUUGUUCCUGGACGAGCACCGCUCCUCGCAGUUCCUCAAGGAGUACCAGGACGAGUUCAUGUUCGACGACGGCGUCGAUAACAAAGUUCAAGCCAUGGAAGUCAGCCAGUAAAAUCCAAGAUCUUCAGAAAUUUAACAAUUAUUUUAGAACAGAGAAGAUCUACAGUUUGGUUAAUAUUUUUGCAAGGAUAUCUAAUCUUCAGUUCUCUAUGAGAAGUUAGUAUUUUAAGUUCGUGAUAAGUUUGUGUUUAUUUUAAGGCAGUUGCUAUAAAUAUAAAUACUUUAAUAAUAA
This is a messenger RNA of Plutella xylostella (diamondback moth), 1710 nucleotides long. RefSeq names its product RuvB-like helicase 2 rept (gene rept). Gene Ontology annotation, molecular function: ATP binding; ATP hydrolysis activity; ATP-dependent activity, acting on DNA. Lineage: Eukaryota; Metazoa; Arthropoda; Insecta; Lepidoptera; Plutellidae. The record is from RefSeq and is a predicted model, not a curated record.